This is a messenger RNA of Endocarpon pusillum Z07020, 1332 nucleotides long. RefSeq lists its product as uncharacterized. NCBI's taxonomy places the organism in Eukaryota, Fungi, Ascomycota, Eurotiomycetes, Verrucariales, Verrucariaceae. The coding region runs from base 1 to 1332 and encodes 443 amino acids. The transcript has a single exon. Gene Ontology annotation, molecular function: protein dimerization activity. The record is from RefSeq and is a predicted model, not a curated record.
AUGGCCUUCCCACCCGAUUACAGGCCGCGUGGACCUCCACCUGCACCACAAGGCAAGCCGCUCCUCAACCUGUCCGAACACGAGCAGCUCGAUGGCUUCUUUGCUGGAUUUGAGUCCAACAACCUGACGCCGAACAACUUGUCCACCGCUGGGCCAGGCAUGAUGCCAGGGGAAGUCAUGGGAAAUAAUGACCAGCCGCUGACGCCUCAAUACUUCAUCACCUCCCACACUCACAUGCAAGGUCAAGCGCCUUUUGUAGAUCCAAAUGCUCUCGAAGGAGGCGGUAACAUGUUCAGUAGCAGUCAUAUGGGGAGCAACAUGGCCAUGACGGCCAAUGGUGUGCCCUAUAAUCAGAUGGUCACACACACGGCUCACGCACUGCCGUUUGCGACAUAUCAAAACUCACACAACAACGGCCAGGAUUUCUUUGAUCCUCUAGCCACGUCCGUGCCAAGCGCGUAUCCUGUGUCGUGGCCUCACAAUUUAGCAUCGAACAACAUGAGUUCCUCGGGUCCUCGUCCACUGGUACGGUUCGGAUCUGACUCGCAUUUUGGACCAUCGGGCUAUAUCCCUCCGUUAGAUUCGACUGAACUGACCGAUCAAAACGCAAUGCAACGCUUUGAAUGGCUUGAAGGUGAUGCGCAAAGUAGUGCUCCACCAACCCAACCCAACACUGAACCAUCGAGUCCUGUGUAUACACGAAAACGAAAAGUCGAGGUCGACCAAUCAGCGAAGCUGAACCAGUCCAACGGAUUCGUUGAAAACGCCGAACCAGCAGAGCAAGAAGACAUCGAAGUUGAAACAGCCACAACAUCUCCCCGAAAGAAGCGCAGAGUCACCCUCAAGUCCGAACCCACCACCCCUUUCCGUCCAUCCCAAUCCCAAUCCUCACCAGCCACCAGCAACAUCAAAUCCACCACCCGCGGAAAGCGAAAAUCCCUCCCCGCCGUCCCUUCCAUCUCCCCAGCCCGCCCUUCCUCCGCCACCACGAAAACCCAGCCCUCCUCCGCGACUUCUCACACCAACACCAACAAACCUAAACGACCCCCCGCCAUCUCCUCCCUUUCCGGAUCCGGUUCCGCGGGCGGAGUUCGCGUCCCCCUGACCUCGGACCAAAAACGCGCCAACCACACCAACAGUGAACAACGGCGCCGGGACCAGGCACAGAGGGCGUUUGCAAAGCUAUUUGAUCUUGUUCCUGAGUUAGAGCAGGAGGGGAAGCUGAGUCAGAUGAAGAAGCUGGAGAGGGUAGUGAGGAAGAUCAGGGAGUUGGAGGAGGGGAAUCGAGAGUGUAGAAGGAGAAUUGAGGCUGUGGAAAAGGGCGGAGGUUGA